GAUGUUUCCAAGUUUUGGAAAAGCAAGUGGUCGCGGCUACGUUUGGAGUCGCAGCCACCGUGGAGCACCUACGUGUGACCGAGCCGCGCUAUGGUCCGGAGGGGUGGGGACGAAGGCUGCAUUCAUGAGUCUCUGCGCCUCACUUCCUGUUGGUGAAACUGCGCGGACCGAAAUCCGUGUGGAGUAUCAGGAGAGGAGGCACGACUUUUGGAGAACUGCCUGCCCUCCCGGAGGCUCCAGGGGUCUUUCUUUAGCUUCAGGAUCUCCUGCUGUGUGGUGCUUGGCUGACCAGUGAGGACACUCCGACAUGGAGGACGCCUCGUCACUGCGUAAAAUAAGCAGCUCAUCGGACUCGGUGUCCACCGCCAACAGUGAAGAGUUUGUGCUGGUGCCCCAGGACUCGCCAUCCACCGCGGACAGACAGCCUCACCUGAAGAUCAUUUCAAAUGGUGAUGAGCAGCUGGAGAAGGCGAUGGAGGAGAUCCUGCUGGACCAGACGGAGAAAGCGGACAGUUCAACUGGUCAGUCGGCGGUGGAGCCCACUUCCACUCCCUGGCACAAAGCGCCCCUCCACUUAGUCCUGGUGGACCCAUCUCAGACCGACUCUGCAGCCUUCUUGGCCGAGUCCCCCACAGCCUGUGAGGAAGACAGCGUGCUCUUCAACAAGCUCGCCUAUCUGGGCUGCAUGAACGUGCAGGCGCCACGCAGCGAAGCGGAGGCCCACAAAGCCAUGGCGGCUCUCCGGCUGAACAGUGCUGUUCCUCUGCCCGUCACCCUCUAUGUGCCAAGCGUGGCGGAGGGCUCCGUGCGAAUUAAAGAUGAAGCGUCCAACACGGAGAUCGCAUCCUUCCCCAUCUAUAAAGUUUUAUUCUGCGUCCGAGGCCACGAUGGCACCCCUGAGAGUAACUACUUUGCCUUCACUGAGAGCUACCGCAGCCCAGAGGAGUUCCAGAUCCACGUCUUCAGCUGUGAGAUUAAGGAAGCGGUCAGCCGAAUCCUGUACAGUUUCUCCACUGCCUUCCGCCGAUCCUCGAGGCCCGCGCCCGACGUCAAGGACUCUUCGCUGCCAACCCCGGGAAGUGAUGUCUUCACCUUCAACGUGUCUGUGGAGGUCAAGGAGGAUGAUGGGAAAGGUAACUUCAGCCCUGUCCCAAAAGACCGAGACAAGUUCUACUUUAAACUGCGCCAGGGGGUAGAGAAGAAGGUGACUAUCACAGUCCAGCAGAUCACCAACAAGGAGCUGGCGAUCGAACGGUGUUUCGGCAUGCUCCUCAGUCCUGGUCAAAACGUUCGCAACAGCGACAUGCAUCUUCUGGACAUGGAGUCCAUGGGAAAAAGUUCUGAUGGCAAAGCUUAUGUUAUUACGGGCACCUGGAACCCCAACAUGCCAACCUUCCAGUUACUGAAUGAGGAAACCUCAAAAGAUAAGAGGAUGCACAUGACGGUGGCCAUUGACCUGGUCGUCACUGAGGUGGUGGAGCCCGUUCGCUUUCUCAUGGAGGCGUCUGUCCGAGUGUACCCUUCUAACGAGAGGUUCUGGUACUUUAGCAGAAAAACGUUCACGGAGACCUUCUACUUAAAACUGAGGCAGGCCGAAGGAAAAUGCAGUCAGGCGUCGAGCGAUGCGAUUUAUGAGGUGGUCAGUCUACAAAAACAAGCGGACCUAGAUAAGGGUCCAAGCAGCCCCUCUGCGGGAGGAGGUGGGGCACCAAUGUCCCCCACCGAAGAUGACGAGGCAGAUGAAGACAGCGACAGUGAGAUUUCCAGUGGCACUGGGGACGUGUCCAAAGACUGCCCAGAGAAGAUCCUGGAGUCCUGGGGUGGACUGCUCUGCAGAUGGCACAACAACCUAAGCUGCCGGCCCAAAGGCCUUAGUAGGCUGGUGAAGAAUGGCAUCCCAGAGGCACUGAGGGCAGAGGUGUGGCAGCUGCUGGCCAACUGUCACGAUAGCGAGGCCAUGCUGGACAACUACCGCGUCCUCAUCACCAAAGAUUCUGCCCAGGAAGGUGUCAUCACGCGUGACAUCCACCGCACGUUCCCUGCGCAUGACUACUUCAAGGACACGGGCGGAGACGGGCAGGACUCGCUCUACAAGAUCUGUAAGGCAUAUUCUGUCUACGAUGAGGAAAUUGGGUACUGCCAAGGCCAGUCCUUCCUGGCUGCUGUCCUUCUGCUCCAUAUGCCAGAGGAGCAGGCCUUCUGUGUUCUUGUCAAGGUGAUGUACGACUACGGCCUGCGCAACCUCUACAGGAACAACUUUGAGGACCUGCACUGCAAGUUCUACCAGCUGGAGCGGCUGCUUCAGGAGCAGCUGCCCGACCUGUAUGCCCACUUUGUGGCACUCAACCUGGAGGCUCACAUGUAUGCCUCCCAGUGGUUCCUCACCCUCUUCACGGCCAAGUUUCCCCUCUGUAUGGUCUUCCACAUCAUCGACCUGCUGCUCUGUGAGGGUAUGAACAUCAUCUUCAAUGUGGCACUGGCUCUUCUCAAGACAUCAAAAGAGGACCUGCUGCAGGCGGACUUCGAGGGAGCGCUGAAGUUCUUCCGCGUCCAGCUGCCAAAGCGAUACCGUGCUGAAGAGAAUGCCCGUCGGCUCAUGGAACAGGCGUGCAACAUCAAAGUGCCUACAAAAAAGCUCAAGAAAUAUGAGCGGGAGUAUCAGGCCAUGCGGGACAGCCAGCUGCAGCAGGAGGACCCCAUUGACAGAUACAAGUUUGUCUGUCUUUAGACGCGCUGACCCAGCAGAUUAUGGCGAUGUCCGGGCUUUGCGACUGACUGCAUUGCAUCGUGUUGGUGCCGCACGUCGGCCUCCUUUUAGUAAACUGUAGCUUUCCUGUACUGGGGAGGCUGUGAAUGCCACUCGGGGGGCCGCUUUGAUAGGCCAGGCCAGGUCGCACACAACACAAGCACGCGAGUCCCCCUUUGGCCCCCUCGUCAUCUGAGGAGGCACAGGGUCGAGUUAGGGGGCCUGUUUGUGUUGAGCUCUCGACCACCGACGUCAAGGGAACACACAAACGGUUCUGGGGUCUGCCCAACAAACGGGCUUGUCAGUAGAUACGCAGCCACGUCUUGGCGACGGCGGGCUUAAGAAGGGGCAUUUGUUUGGCCCGACGACGUUCUGAACAGUUACUCGAGCAAAAGAAGGUGUGAGCAGCGGAGUGGGGCUUUGGACUCCAGUUACGUUCGACGGACCGCAUGACCACCCAAGAAGGGAUGAGCGCGUGGUGUUAAAACCGGGAUGACUUGGUCCUCUGAGCGCCGUGUCCAGGCCUGAGGGUCGUCCGAAUCGCGCCACCCGUCAGGUGAAACUCCCCAAACGAGGCCCUGGCAGUUUCAUAUCGGAGGAAGCGAGUGCAGGGGAGUCAACCCCAGGCCUGCAGGUCUUUCAGUUUGAAUGCAAUUGUGGUCCACCCCCGUAAUAGGCCUGUUUGUAAAGAUUCAGUUGGGGGGCUUCAGACUCGUUCUGGUGACCUGAGAGCUCAGCCUUACUGAGACCUUCACCUUUAUUUUCAGAUAGCGUGAGCUGGUCACAUGGCGGCUCGUUCUUGUUUGGCUGUUAAUUAGGGAGAAAGGAACCACUAAGGGGGUCCGAGUCAAGUUAAUUCAAAUUGAGACGAAAGACCAAAAGUGGUCACGAAUUAAGAAGACGGUUUGAAUGAAAGCCUGCAGCCUCUGUGGCCCUCCAGGAGCCUUGGUGGUCUCGUGUGACCAACUCGGUCCUGGGGACCCCCUGGGGACCCCCUGUGGCUGCAGGUUUGUGUUCCAAGCACAUUCGGAAUGCGUGACGGCACUCGUCUCAUUUAAUUAGCUGCUAUUUUUUCCUUUGAUUCGACAUUCAGGAAAGCCCAGCCACGUGAUUUGUACGUUUGUAAGAAAUCUCUGCGUUUGCUGGAGAUGUAAAAGCUCAGCUCUCGUUUUAUUCUGCCUUUCUCUGUGCAGUGCAGUUGUGUCGUAAUAACGCGCCGAUGAGACUGGCAGGCAGGCAGGCAGGCAGACAGGCGGGCAACGCUGAAUAAUCGACUACCUUAGAGUCCGACCCCUCAGUAGUAAAUAAUGGAUUCAUGAAACAAUUCGAACAGCAAGACAAGUGACUGAAAAUGAAAAUCGAGAUGAAAGACUUGAAAAGAAAACCAAAUGUCCUACUGAACUGCUUGGCACUUUUUAAUAUUUUUUUAGCACUCAAACUUUCUUUUCUAAUUUCUAUUUUGUUCAGCUUGUUCCCUAAACACACAAAUAUCCGUUGACUUACUCAGCCCAGGCUGCAGCCCCAGGGGGUCCCCAGGGGGUCCCCAGGGCCGAGUUUGGGAGACGCUGCUGUAAAGCGAGGGCCCACCGUGGGCUGGCAAUGCAGUGCACCUUCCUGAAGUGUUCAGGUGGCGGGCAGCGGGUGUUGUGUGCUGCAUGACUGACCUUUCUGAGCUGGCACUCGUGUUGGCAUUAAUGGUGCAAGUGGUCUGCUCAUCCUGCUCCUUUUUGAGGUGGAUUGACGCACAUCUCCCCAAUAAAGAAGAGCUUCAGGAAGUGUGGCCGGCCGUGUGCUAGUUGGGUCUUCAAAACGUUUUCUUGCGAGGCGUAAUAAUUUUCGUUUCAGAAUUCCUCGUUCAUUCACGACCAACUAGAGGUGGCACCUUAUAAAAUACUGCGGACUUUUCUGGCAGCGCAUGUGGGAUUUUGAAACUUGACUUAUUACGGCUCCCGCGGCCACAUUUGAAAUGACCCAGCAGGGGGCGCCAACGCAGCACACGCACUUGCAGUCGGCAAACGCCUCCUUCACUUCGUGGCUCCAUGCUGGUGAAUACGAGGAGGAUGGAUGUCUCCGCUCCAAAUGCCAGCAGGGAUGGGCAACCAUCGCCACCACCGACCGACCGACCGCCUCCUCCAUCUCCUGCUCUUGCGUCUUUAGAAUCGAAAGGCACCCUCAGGCUGAGGCCCACCGUGGAGGAGCUCACAUUGAAGUGCCAGGGGUGGUGCCACUUUUGUGUCUACAGAUGGAGCGGAAAUGUGGAGGCCAUUUAAACCUGUGGGCAGGGGGGCGGCUGUGCACCUGUGCUGUGCACCUGUGCUGUGCACCUGUGCAGUGCACCUGUGCAGUGCUUGUGUCGUUUACACCUCCUGUACUGGCACUGGGGCUGGCACUGGGGCACUCGGCUAAGGUUAAUGGCCGCGUUGUACAAGUGGAGUGAAAGCUGUGAUCCAUUGAGGGGUGUGUUCAUGUACUGUACAUCAUUUGUUAAAUGAAUAAAUUAUUAUUUUGUA
Polypterus senegalus (gray bichir) is the source of this 5256-nucleotide messenger RNA. It is a transcript of the gene rabgap1l, whose product is annotated as RAB GTPase activating protein 1-like. The transcript is spliced from 22 exons. The record is from RefSeq and is a predicted model, not a curated record. The coding region runs from base 308 to 2728 and encodes 806 amino acids. Lineage: Eukaryota; Metazoa; Chordata; Cladistia; Polypteriformes; Polypteridae.